Trichoderma aggressivum f. europaeum is the source of this 2022-nucleotide messenger RNA. RefSeq lists its product as uncharacterized. The record is from RefSeq and is a predicted model, not a curated record. Lineage: Eukaryota; Fungi; Ascomycota; Sordariomycetes; Hypocreales; Hypocreaceae. Bases 1 to 2022 code for a protein of 673 amino acids. The transcript has a single exon.
AUGCAGCACGACAUUUCAAAUCUCAUGACCGGCCAAUGGGCAACCCGGAACCGAGGACAUGACGCACAAGAAUCUACCAAGUUACCCCUCCUCCUCUCACAGGCCAUGGAAGGCCACCCGAUCACAUCGCAGAGCCAUUUCCUGGCGCUGCCUCUAGAAAUUCUCGCCGAGAUCAUGGCCUUGAUCGCCAGUGACAAAGCUGCCCUAUCUGCUCUCGCUCUGGUAAACAGCGAUUGCAGACAGCUGGCUCGCUCUUAUCAAUUUGUCGAAGUUUGCUUCGACUAUGGCCCGCGAUCAACACGGCUAUUACAGCGGCUCGUGGACGAAGCACAAGCCAGAGCGAACGGUGCCAGCGGCACGACAACUUCUCUAUUCAUCGGCUCUUGCAUUCGUCAAGUCACAGUCCAGCCUGCGUCACGGCACGUUGCUGCUGCGCACAAAGAACUCUGGGAGGCCAACUGGGGCAGCCCAGGGCAUACUCUCUCACAGCAAAAGAUGGAUGAGCUGCGCACCAACGCAGCACAGGAGUACCUCGUCAACUAUCGCCAACCUAUUCUCAAGGUUUUGGAGCAAGCAAUGCCCAAUCUUGAUAGCCUCUGGUGGAACGAUGAGAUGUGUCUCGACAUCGAGGCCUUUGAAACAUUGGCGAGCCUGCCCUUGCAAAAUCUCGAGUUUUCUGGCGCCUACGCUGGAGGGCUAUUAUCUCUAGAGUCUCCGUUGGGCUCAAACGCCACGCAGCUGCAAUCGCUUUCACUGGGCAUCAGCUCUUGCAAAGACUCUAUGCAUGCUAGAGGGGUGACAAGCAGCGGCAAGGCAAAGAAAUCCGAGAGACCGUCUUCACCCACAUCAAGCUUCCUCCAGCACAGCUGCGAGUCACUGGAGAGCCUCACAAUCAAAGCCUCCGGCUCAAAGGUUGAAAAGUUCCGGGGCCACGAGACAAUGACAUUCCCCCGCCUUCGCUAUCUCGACCUUGCCUCUGGCACCAGCUAUCCUGACCUGUUAGCCUGGUCGUCGUUCUUGGCUGCACCGCUGAGACACCUGUCACUGCCUCUCAACGGCCCAAACACCUCUGGAAAAUACAUGUCCGACUGCCCAACGUUUGACGACCUUGAAACGCUGGUUGUGCCGUCUCUCUCCAUGGACACGGAAUUGGCAAAGCUGAUUGCAGACUUUGUCUUGCAGCACACUCAUGUCAGCAAACUCUCUGUCCAAAACAGUGCACCAUUUUUCCUGGAUCAGCAAAUUCUUCCGGCCCUGGCUGGCGGAGAAUGGUCAAAUCUCACUUCCCUUUCAAUAUCAUGGCGAUACCCUGAAACCGAAUCGUGCUGCUCAGGCACCCCCCAGCAAGUUUACACAUACAUCCCCGCGGAAUCGCUGGCCGCCAUCGCUAGCAUCAAAUCAUUAGAGCAGCUUUGCAUCAGCGCUGGUGAGGCUAUUGAUGAGGUUGAUGGCUGGCGUCAGUUUUGGCUGCCCGACCAUGACGACUUCCGCAUGCGACUCCAAGGCUUGGAUAAUCUCCAGAAGCUUGCCUUUUCGAGAGAUACAUACAUGAUUCCGGACAAGAUGCCCUUCCUUGAUAUCGAAAGCUACUACGACGACCAGUGGGUGACACAGGCAGAGUUCAACGACGCUGAAGCACUCCCGCAGUUUGGUCCAGUCGAUCAGGGUCUUAGACAACGAAAUGAGGCUCGCACGACUGAUUCGGCUGAUGGCAUUGAUGUCGACAACUACGGUUUCGAAGUAGAUGACUACGAUAUCGACAUCCAUGCGGAUGUCAAUAACUUUGCGCCUAACGAUCUGGUUUGGGAGCGUGCUCAUCUUUACCGUAUGCUCAAGGAAGCAGAGCAGUACGCAACGGUCUUGCCAAACUUGAAAUGGGUCUUUUGCGGCCAGUGGCCAAUGUCAGUUGAGGCAAAGGAGGAAUCGGAAGAGAAGACCUUCAACGCCACGCCUCUGGCUAACAAGAGAGAUACUGAGGGAAAAGUCUUGGUACCAAUCUUUGAAAUGAAAGGAAGCAACUGA